AUGGCAAAACGAUGGGAAGCAGCCAAGGUGUUCUGGCCCGAGAAGUGCAUUGAAGGUCUACAGGCUCUCACCUUGCCGCCAGGAGAGUGGAUGGCGGCCAGAGCGGUGCCGUGGAACGUCUCGAAGUUGGCAUGGGGCGAGUUGUUGUUGGACCCGCCGGAUGCAGGGGGCGAUUGGCGCCGCCUGGGAGAGGCAGAGAUGUGGGUGAUGCGAUGGCCACGGUCGUGCGCCGGCCGGUCUCCGUAUUGCGUGGUGAUGCGGAACGUGCCGCCGGAGGACUUCGUGCUUGCCUGCCAUGUGGAAGAAGUUCGGGGCCGUCUGAUGGCCAAAUUCACCAAGAUGAGCGGCGAGACGCUGGGGGAGCACACCUUCGAGGAGCCACCCGUCACCGUGCGGGACGUGUUGUUGGUGGCUUCCCAGACUGCCACGGAGUCCGGCUGCCUUCAGUCAGUCAAUCAAAACGUGCGGCUGCUUUUUCCAGACCGGUGCAAGGUGGCAGACGACUCGGAGGGUGACGAGGUCUGGUCGGCGCAGCCCAAGCGCCGCAAAGUCACUACUCGGUGA
Symbiodinium natans is the source of this 564-nucleotide messenger RNA. The record is from the annotation of a GenBank genome assembly. Lineage: Eukaryota; Dinophyceae; Suessiales; Symbiodiniaceae.